Molecule: messenger RNA, 577 nt
Organism: Tupaia belangeri chinensis (Chinese tree shrew)
Lineage: Eukaryota; Metazoa; Chordata; Mammalia; Scandentia; Tupaiidae
Gene: APOA2
Product: apolipoprotein A2
Exons: 4
Coding region: 148-453 (101 amino acids)
Biological process (GO): lipoprotein metabolic process; cholesterol transport; cholesterol homeostasis
Cellular component (GO): extracellular region; spherical high-density lipoprotein particle
Molecular function (GO): cholesterol transfer activity; high-density lipoprotein particle binding; lipid binding
Source: RefSeq, a predicted model, not a curated record
AAGCAGACAGGUAUAUAGGCCUGCCCUCUGACCCUGACCUCAUUCUCUUAACCCGUGUUCUGCUACCAGGCCAGGCCCAGACACCAAGGACGGAGACACUGACUAGGGAGGCUCUGUUCCCUGGCCAUCUUUCCCACUGUUGCUACCAUGAAGCUGCUAGCGAUGGCUACGCUGCUCUUUACUAUCUGUACCCUUGAAGGGGCUUUGGUUCGGAGACAGGCGGAGGAGCCGAACCUGGAGGGCCUGGUCUCUCAGUACGUCCAGACUCUGACUGACUAUGGCAAGGAGUUGGUGAACAAGGCCAAGGGCCAGGAGCUUCUAGUCCAGGCCAAGGCUUACUUUGAGAAGAUUCAGGAGCGGUUGACACCCCUGGUCAAUGAAGUUAGAGCGGAUCUGCCCAAGUUCUUUAACUAUUUUGUGGACCUGCAAGCACAGCCUGCUACUGCCCAGUGAGGUGUCCGGACCUUUAUCUUCCAACCUCAGGUGGCCCAUAGGACACCCACUGGCCAGGCCUAGAACCCCCUCCCAACCUACUCUCUGUUUUCUAUAAUAAAUGCGGACGGAGUCAAACUGCGAA